GGCGGCGGCGGCGCAGGCUCAGAGCAGACCCCGCCCGUGGAGGAGGAGGGAGAGCCGCCAGGUAGACAUGCUGCUAGAGCAAGUCCGCGCCGGAGACCGGCUGAGUGGGGCCGCGGCCCGGGGCGACGUGCAGGAGGUGCGCCGCCUUCUUCACCGCGAGCAGGUGCACCCCGACGCCCUGAACCGCUUCGGCAAGACGGCGCUGCAGGUCAUGAUGUUUGGCAGCACCACUGUCGCCCUGGAGCUGCUGAAGCAGGGUGCCAGCCCCAAUGUCCAGGACGCUUCUGGUACCAGUCCAGUCCAUGAUGCAGCCCGCACUGGAUUCCUGGACACCCUGAAGGCGUUAGUGGAGUAUGGCGCUGAUGUCAACGUGCCUGAUGGCAGUGGGGCGCUUCCCAUCCAUCUGGCGGUGCAGGAAGGCCACAUGGCUGUGGUCAGUUAUCUGGCUGCUGAAUGUGAUCUCCAUCACAGGGAUGCCAGGGGGCUCACACCCCUGGAGCUGGCUCGGCAGAGAGGGGAUCAGGACCUCAUGGACAUCCUGCAGGGGCACACAGUGGCCCCGCUGUGACCUGGGGCUGUCCUGUCCAGCAAGAGAACCCCACUGGGUUAUAUUUCAGAAGAGGAGAGAAGAAACACUUUCUCUCCUCGCUCCUCCUGCCCACUGCCGAAGGGGGGAGGAGCACCAGUUUGUGGCUUAUUGGUGUUGAUUUCUGGGGUGUGUGUGUUUGGGGGAUGUUUCUCAUUUGUUUUUCUCACCCCUUUUGGCAUGUUGGACAGAGAAGGUCUCCUGCAGGCAACAGCCACCUAAACGGUUUAUUUUCCUCUAGGCCUGUCUGCUGGGGCGGCAGACAAGACCCGAGGGCAGAGCGUUUAAAGCCCCAGCCCGAGUGAGGUCAUCGCCUCCAGGGCUCCUGGAACCUGGCGACCUUGGCCGGCUGUGCUGAGAGAGAGACCUGAAGUGUCGCACUGCUUCGGGCAUGGGAGAGGGGGGGGAGAGUUCCAAAUCAAUAAAAGGGUAGCAUGAGUUCAUUCAUAUUUUGAUGGAAGCUUGUUUUCCAGUCUUGUACAGCGAUUAAAAAAAAAAAAAAGAUUCUAUUUAUUAAGCUUUGUGAAGAAAACUGUGUGAUAAUUUAAUGUU
This is a messenger RNA of Cynocephalus volans (Philippine flying lemur), 1138 nucleotides long. It is a transcript of the gene CDKN2D, whose product is annotated as cyclin dependent kinase inhibitor 2D. Lineage: Eukaryota; Metazoa; Chordata; Mammalia; Dermoptera; Cynocephalidae. The transcript is spliced from 3 exons. Gene Ontology annotation, molecular function: protein binding. Bases 68 to 568 code for a protein of 166 amino acids. The record is from RefSeq and is a predicted model, not a curated record. Gene Ontology annotation, cellular component: nucleus.